AUGCUUGAUGUAAAAUUACUUCAUAGAAGGGUUAGAUAUCGGAUUCAUAGAUGGUAUCAGAUUUCAUAUGAUGAUCUAGAGGCUUCUCUAUCUAGGAUUAUUAAAAUUAGUGUUAAAGAUCUUAAUUAUAAAGAUCUUGGAGAACAACUAAAGCCUACUAAAAAUAUUUUGGCAAUUGAUAGUAAUUUUGUUCAUAGAGCUUAUGAUGGGUUUGAAGAAUUUAUAAAUAGACCUAAGAAGUUAAUACCUUCUAAGAAGAAAUUAAUAGCUACACCUCGCUAUAAAGAACGAAAAAAGAUUGGUGAUGGUACUUGCUUUCAAUCCUGCCUUGAGUUUAUUGUAUUAAUUGAUGAUAAGACUUAUAAAAUGUGCUAUUUUCCUAGGAGUGGAGAUUUACAGGUGUUUGGUGUUAUAGAUGAAAAAUUUCAUUCUAGUGAGAUUGCUGUUGAGUAUAUUAUUGAUUUUCUUAAACAUAGUGGGCUUCCAGAAUUUGAAUCAGUUAGUGUUGUUAGUUAUAAUCUUUCAUUGUUGAAUUAUAAAUUUAAUGUUAUCUUACCUGAAAAUACUCUUAUUGAUAUAUCAAAAAUGCAUGAUAUCAUUUCUUCAGAUAAUUUUACUUCACCUUUUCCUAUUGACUAUGUUAGUAAUCCUCUUGAUGGAAUCUGCAAACUUUCAAUCAAGUUUAAUGCAUCUGGUAAAAAUACUCGUGUUCUUAUUUGGCCUUCUGGAAAGAUUAAUAUUAUGGGUUGUCCCUCUUUGGAUUCUAGCUUCUUGAUUUAUGAUUCUUUGAAUUCUAUAUUCAGUUACAAAAUAAAUAACCUCUUUAUUGCUUUACCUAUUCCUGAUAAAAAAUAA
Molecule: messenger RNA, 855 nt
Organism: Entrophospora candida
Lineage: Eukaryota; Fungi; Glomeromycota; Glomeromycetes; Entrophosporales; Entrophosporaceae
Source: the annotation of a GenBank genome assembly